Molecule: messenger RNA, 1470 nt
Organism: Cucumis sativus (cucumber)
Lineage: Eukaryota; Viridiplantae; Streptophyta; Magnoliopsida; Cucurbitales; Cucurbitaceae
Product: E3 ubiquitin-protein ligase SDIR1
Exons: 9
Coding region: 323-1150 (275 amino acids)
Source: RefSeq, a predicted model, not a curated record
UUAAUGAUUCAAGUCCUUUUACCAAAGUCUGCCGUAGUUGGAAGCCAAGCCCAAGACGGGUCUUAGAGCAACUCAACGCGUCCGAGUCACCUCCCUUCACUCGACUCGCUCCCUCAUCUUCUCCGUCGCCACACCGAAGCCCACCUUUUCUUUUUCAUUUUUCUUUUCCUUCUUCACACAAUUUUAACAGACCCCAUCGUCGAAACUUUUCGAUUCGAAGCAAACCUUGUCGCUUUUGGACCUACACAAUUAACCCCAUUUACUCGAUUUUGUUCUAUUCACAUUACCCUGAAAUCAACUAGCUGUUGCAACUAUUGCAGACAUGAGUUUUGUCUUCCGUGGAACGAGAGUUCCAGACAUUGAAAAUGGUCUAUCUGGAUUUAUACCUGAAAGGCGUGCAAUGCGGGUUCAUGCAGCACGUCCUGUUAACUCAAACUCGCUUGCCUUUCUUGUCACAGUCCUUUUGCUAUUCAUGAUAUUAAACUCUCACCAGAUGUCACCUAACUUUCUGCUCUGGCUUGUGCUUGGUGUCUUUUUGAUGGCUACAACAUUAAGGAUGUACGCAACUUGUCAACAACUUCAGGCUCAAGCCCAAGCUAGAGCUAUGGCAGCCAGUGGUCUUCUUGGUCACACUGAAUUAAGGUUACAUAUGCCACCAUCAAUAGCACUUGCAACUAGAGGGCGUUUACAAGGGCUAAGGCUUCAACUUGCUCUGCUAGAUCGGGAAUUUGACGAUCUAGAUUAUGAAACCUUGAGAGCUUUGGAUUCUGACAAUGCUCCGACAACACCUUCUAUGAGUGAGGAACAAAUAAAUGCUCUUCCCGUUCAUAAAUACAAGGUUUCUGGUCCUCAAAGCGACUCCUCUGUGAAUCAGCAGGCUUCAUCUUCAGAAUCUAUUGAGAAGAGACAAGAUUCAGUUAAUGCAGUUGGCAGUACCAAAACCUCUGAGGAUGAACUCACAUGCAGUGUUUGCUUGGAGCAAGUAAAUGUUGGUGAACUCAUACGUAGUUUGCCAUGUUUACAUCAGUUCCAUGCCAACUGCAUAGAUCCGUGGUUGCGACAGCAGGGAACAUGCCCAGUCUGUAAAUUCAGAGCAGUAUCCGGAUGGUCAGAACAGGAACAAGGCGAAACCGAUGCUUAUAUGGUUUAGUUGUGGAUGCAAAGCAAGUUAUCAAACAACGCUCGCAUCGAGCCUUUAUUAAAAGCAAAGGAUAUGGACAGACAUGGUGUAAUUAGGGUUAGGGUAGGCAUUACAGGAAUUGGAGUUGUCGUUUUGUAUCUCUAUGAACUUAUGACGAGCCAUUUAAUUGUAUUCUUAAGUUGAUCAUUUGUGAUAUAGAGUCUCUGACCAUUGUGAGUGAGAAGAUUUUUGUUCUUUCACUGUCUUCAAUGUAUUAUUCCAACCCUUACUAAAGUAUUUGUUAUCUCAAUAACUAAACACUAAAAAGAAGAUCAUUUGACAGUAAAAAA